Messenger RNA from Tupaia belangeri chinensis (Chinese tree shrew), 3999 nucleotides. It is a transcript of the gene RNF20, whose product is annotated as ring finger protein 20. The coding region runs from base 158 to 3085 and encodes 975 amino acids. Gene Ontology annotation, molecular function: ubiquitin protein ligase activity; metal ion binding. Gene Ontology annotation, cellular component: nucleus; HULC complex. The transcript has 20 exons. The record is from RefSeq and is a predicted model, not a curated record. NCBI's taxonomy places the organism in Eukaryota, Metazoa, Chordata, Mammalia, Scandentia, Tupaiidae.
GGUGGGAGGGCUUCGCUCACUUUGGUGAAUAACUGCCCUGCGUUCAUCUCCCGGGAGGCGAAAAUUGGCAGAAUCGCUGCUUACGGCAUUACCAGGCCGUAGAGACCUUCCGGAAUCUCCACCUUGUCCAGGAAAGCAGCUCUCAUCUUAUGCCAAGAUGUCAGGAAUUGGAAACAAAAGAGCGGCUGGAGAGCCUGGUACAUCUGUGCCUCCGGAGAAGAAGACAGCUGUUGAAGAUUCAGGGACCACGGUGGAAACCAUUAAACUAGGGGGUGUCUCUUCAACGGAGGAGUUAGAUAUUCGAACCCUGCAAACCAAAAAUCGCAAGCUGGCAGAAAUGCUGGAUCAACGGCAGGCCAUUGAAGAUGAACUCCGGGAACACAUUGAAAAACUAGAACGCCGGCAGGCCACUGAUGAUGCCUCACUAUUGAUUGUCAACCGGUACUGGAGUCAGUUUGAUGAAAACAUCCGCAUCAUCCUUAAACGUUACGAUCUGGAGCAGGGUUUGGGAGACCUCCUCACAGAGAGAAAAGCCCUUGUUGUUCCUGAACCGGAACCAGACUCUGAUAGCAAUCAAGAACGUAAAGAUGACCGAGAAAGAGGGGAAGGGCAAGAGCCAGCUUUCUCUUUCCUUGCUACUUUGGCCAGCAGUUCCAGUGAAGAGAUGGAGUCUCAACUGCAGGAGCGUGUGGAGUCCUCCCGCAGAGCUGUGUCCCAGAUUGUGACCGUCUAUGACAAAUUGCAAGAAAAAGUGGAGCUCUUAUCCCGCAAGCUAAACAGUGGAGAUAAUCUGAUAGUGGAGGAAGCAGUGCAGGAGCUGAAUUCCUUCCUUGCUCAAGAGAAUAUGAGGCUUCAGGAAUUGACAGACCUCCUUCAGGAAAAACAUCAUACCAUGUCUCAGGAGUUCUCCAAGUUGCAGAGUAAAGUGGAGACAGCUGAGUCACGAGUGUCUGUCCUGGAGUCCAUGAUUGAUGACCUACAGUGGGAUAUUGACAAAAUUCGAAAGCGGGAACAGCGACUCAACCGACACUUAGCAGAAGUCCUAGAACGGGUGAAUUCAAAAGGUUAUAAGGUAUAUGGAGCAGGGAGCAGUCUCUAUGGUGGCACCAUCACUAUCAAUGCCCGGAAGUUUGAGGAAAUGAAUGCAGAGCUUGAGGAGAACAAAGAGUUGGCUCAGAACCGUCACUGUGAACUGGAGAAACUUCGGCAAGACUUUGAGGAGGUCACUACACAAAAUGAAAAGCUAAAGGUGGAAUUGCGGAGUGCUGUGGAAGAAGUGGUUAAGGAAACUCCAGAGUACCGCUGCAUGCAGUCACAGUUCUCGGUCCUCUACAACGAGAGCCUACAGUUGAAAGCACACUUGGAUGAGGCUCGGACCCUGCUUCAUGGCACCAGGGGAACCCACCAACGCCAGGUUGAGCUCAUUGAGCGAGAUGAGGUUAGUCUUCAUAAGAAGCUGAGGACUGAAGUGAUCCAGCUAGAAGAUACCCUGGCCCAGGUCCGGAAAGAGUAUGAAAUGCUGAGAAUAGAAUUUGAACAAACCCUCGCUGCCAAUGAACAAGCAGGCCCUAUAAACCGGGAGAUGCGCCAUCUCAUCAGUAGCCUCCAGAAUCACAAUCACCAGCUGAAGGGGGAGGUCCUGAGGUAUAAGCGGAAACUGAGAGAAGCCCAGUCUGACUUAAAUAAGACACGUCUGCGUAGUGGCAGUGCUCUCCUACAGUCUCAGUCUAGUACUGAGGACCCGAAGGACGAGCCUGCAGAGCUAAAACAAGACUCUGAAGAAUCAUCCACCCAGUCCUCAGCAUCCAAGGCAUCUCAGGAGGAUGUCAAUGAAAUGAAAUCCAAACGGGAUGAGGAAGAGCGAGAACGAGAAAGGCGAGAGAAGGAGAGGGAGAGAGAAAGAGAACGGGAGAAGGAAAAGGAGAGAGAACGCGAAAAACAAAAACUGAAAGAGUCAGAGAAAGAGCGAGAUUCUGCUAAGGAUAAAGAGAAAGGAAAACACGAUGAUGGAAGGAAAAAAGAAGCAGAAAUUAUCAAACAAUUGAAGAUUGAACUCAAGAAGGCACAGGAGAGCCAGAAGGAGAUGAAACUGUUACUAGAUAUGUACCGCUCUGCCCCAAAGGAACAGAGAGACAAAGUUCAGUUAAUGGCAGCCGAGAAGAAGUCGAAGGCAGAGUUGGAAGAUCUAAGGCAGAGACUCAAAGAUCUAGAGGACAAAGAAAAGAAAGAGAACAAGAAGAUGGCUGAUGAAGAUGCCUUGAGGAAGAUUCGGGCAGUAGAGGAGCAGAUAGAAUAUCUGCAGAAGAAGCUGGCCAUGGCUAAGCAGGAGGAAGAAGCUCUUCUUUCUGAGAUGGAUGUCACAGGCCAGGCCUUUGAAGACAUGCAGGAGCAAAAUAUCCGUUUGAUGCAGCAGUUACGGGAGAAGGAUGAUGCAAAUUUCAAGCUCAUGUCAGAGCGAAUCAAGUCCAAUCAGAUCCAUAAGUUACUUAAAGAAGAGAAGGAGGAGCUGGCAGACCAAGUUUUGACUCUGAAAACUCAGGUUGAUGCACAGUUACAGGUCGUAAGGAAACUAGAAGAGAAGGAGCAUCUGUUACAGAGCAACAUCGGCACAGGGGAGAAGGAGCUGGGUCUUAGGACUCAAGCCUUAGAGAUGAAUAAACGCAAGGCGAUGGAGGCAGCCCAGCUUGCAGAUGACCUCAAAGCACAACUGGAGAUGGCUCAGAAAAAACUACACGAUUUUCAGGAUGAGAUCGUGGAGAACAGUGUCACCAAAGAAAAGGACAUGUUCAAUUUCAAACGAGCCCAGGAGGACAUCUCUAGACUUCGAAGGAAGCUGGAAACCACAAAGAAACCAGAUAAUGUGCCCAAAUGUGAUGAGAUUCUAAUGGAGGAGAUUAAGGAUUAUAAGGCACGCUUGACCUGUCCAUGCUGCAACAUGCGUAAAAAGGAUGCUGUACUUACCAAGUGUUUUCAUGUUUUCUGCUUUGAGUGUGUGAAGACACGCUAUGACACCCGCCAGCGCAAGUGUCCCAAGUGUAAUGCUGCUUUCGGUGCCAAUGACUUCCAUCGUAUCUACAUUGGGUGAUCGAAGAUGAGAGAAGAAGAGGAAUUGGCUAGACAGGCACUUAUUCAUUGACCACCGAACCUCUACCUCCUCUCUCCUUAACUGUCACCCACAGGACAGUUUUGACUUGUCAACUACCUUGCCCCACAGACUUUAUGUCCAGGCUCCUGUCUCUAAUAGCUAGAUGGCCUUAGGGGGAAAGAACUGGUAAAUGUGAGUCUUGAGUUUUAGAAUGAAUUAGAAACAAACAAUCUUCCCUGCCGGCUUUGUUUAUUUUCUGUCUCUUUCCAACAUAAUCUUCUUCAGACCAACUGUAUAAUCUUGGAUUGUCCAUUCCUCUUGAAGAAGUCAAGUUGGUAUUUUUAAUAUUGAGAAGGGAACAAAGAGUAGAAACCUGGCUAUUUUGGGGGAGUGAUCUUUUAGAAAUAAGCUAUUUAUGGGCACAUACUUUUCGUAUUUUGUGUAGUAAACUUUUUGUAACCUUGGAUUAUAAAAUGGUACAAUUGUGCUAUUCUUUCCUAGAUGGUUUGAAGCCUUAAUGAAAUUAUAUCCAGGAUGAUUUAAUCCAUUUCCAUUUACUAGCAAAGUAACUUGUUAAGAUCAGCUGGCUUCCUUGUUAAAGUUAUUUAAAUUUUGAAUGUUCAUCUACUUUAAAGCCUUUAAAUUUCUUGAGGCCAGAAUAAUCUCAAAUAAUAUAGCCCUUUUGUCUUCUAAUGAAAUCAAGAUGGGAAAGAUGGUAGAAUAGGACUAAGAAGAUGAAGAAGUCUUCUGGGUACUCAGAACCUGAUAUAGAGAGGCCUGGGUGAGUUAUGAAUUACUCUCAUUUUCCUCUCCACAGGGAUUGUUGUAAUUCCUGGUUUCCAGAAGAUUCUCUGUAAUGGUUCUGCAGGACUUUAUAUUCCACAAACUUCAAUUAAAAGCAGGAUUCAAUUUGC